UUACAUCUUCUAGUCAGCUCGAAAGAAGAGUCAUUAGAGGCUCUCAGGGUCUUGGUCGAGCAUGGCGCAGAUAUAAACGCUAUUGGGAAAGAGGGUUGGUCUGUAUUGCACUGUGUGGCACGUUGCACUCCAAAACCCUUUGAGUCCAUUCGGUUCUUGCUACAGAGUGGCGUAGAUCCUAGAGUGAAGGCCGACAACGGCUGGAAUGCGUUACAUUUCUUAGCCAACUAUUGCUUGGACCCAGCGGAGAGCAUGCGUCUAUUGCUUGAGGCCGAACCAACUGGAGCAGAUGUGAACGCG
Lobosporangium transversale is the source of this 300-nucleotide messenger RNA. RefSeq lists its product as hypothetical. NCBI's taxonomy places the organism in Eukaryota, Fungi, Mortierellomycota, Mortierellomycetes, Mortierellales, Mortierellaceae. The record is from RefSeq and is a predicted model, not a curated record. The transcript has a single exon. The annotation marks the transcript as partial. Gene Ontology annotation, molecular function: protein binding.